This is a messenger RNA of Mauremys mutica (yellowpond turtle), 1107 nucleotides long. Its product is annotated as ATP-dependent translocase ABCB1-like. The transcript is spliced from 7 exons. Lineage: Eukaryota; Metazoa; Chordata; Testudines; Geoemydidae. Gene Ontology annotation, molecular function: ATP binding; ATPase-coupled transmembrane transporter activity; ATP hydrolysis activity. The coding region runs from base 1 to 975 and encodes 324 amino acids. The record is from RefSeq and is a predicted model, not a curated record. Gene Ontology annotation, cellular component: membrane.
AUGUCACAAUUCUCAGAUUUAUUGAUAGUGUUAGAUGAACUGAAAGAUGUUUUGUGUUUGGUUUUCAGAGCCCUUUUUUCAGUUCUAUUUGGUGUUUCAAAUGUUGGCCUGUCCACUUCUUUGGCACCAGAUUUCGGCAAAGCUAAAGUUUCUGCCCAACGAAUCUUUCAGCUUUUGCAUCGGAAACCAUUAAUUGACAGCUAUAGUGAAGAGGGUACAAAACUGAGUCAGUUUGAUGGCAACAUUGAAUUCAGGGACAUCCAUUUUGUAUACCCUACAAGACCAGAAGUUCAAGUUUUGCAAGGACUCAACGUGAAGGUUAAUAAAGGCCAGACGCUAGCCUUGGUGGGGAGCAGUGGUUGUGGCAAAAGCACAUCCAUUCAGCUGCUGGAGAGAUUUUAUGACCCUAUGGCAGGACAAGUGUUUGCAGAUGGGUUAGAUACUAAGUCUUUGCACUUGCAAUGGUUAAGGUCCAAAUUGGGUAUUGUGUCCCAGGAGCCUAUUUUGUUUGACUGCAGCAUUGCUGAAAAUAUCCAGUAUGGAGACAACAGUAGGGUUGUCAGUCAGGAGGAAGUUGAAGAGGCAGCUAAAGCAGCAAAUAUUCACACCUUCAUAGAAAAUCUCCCAGAGAAGUAUAAUACCCAAGUGGGUGACAAAGGAGCACAACUUUCUGGAGGUCAGAAACAAAGAAUAGCAAUUGCUCGUGCUCUAGUUCGUAAGCCAGCAGUUCUGCUUCUAGAUGAAGCCACAUCUGCUCUUGACACAGAAAGCGAAAAGAUUAUCCAGAAAGCCUUGGACGAUGCCAGGAAGGGUCGAACCUGCAUUAUUAUUGCUCACCGCUUGACGACCGUCCAGAACGCUGAUGUCAUAGCAGUGAUUCAUAACGGAAAAGUAGUGGAACAAGGGACGCACAGCCAGCUGCUGGCAAAGGAAGGACAUUACUAUGCACUUGUAAAUGCACAAGUUUCUCAUUAACAUUAAUGUUACAAACUAAUCUAUUUAUAUAAAUACACACACAACCCACAGAUAAAUAAUAUUAAUGAGGUGCAUCUUUACUGAGAUGUCUGCAGGUUUAAAACACGUAGUAAAAAACAGAGCAGAGACAUU